This is a messenger RNA of Colletotrichum godetiae, 1902 nucleotides long. RefSeq lists its product as uncharacterized. The record is from RefSeq and is a predicted model, not a curated record. Lineage: Eukaryota; Fungi; Ascomycota; Sordariomycetes; Glomerellales; Glomerellaceae. The transcript has a single exon. The coding region runs from base 1 to 1902 and encodes 633 amino acids.
AUGAAUCGCUUUUCUGAAGAGAACAAGUACAGCGACAUCGUCGCCUUCAAGAGGAAGAUGAUCAAACGUAUCCCACUGACCGUCUCGGAUACUUACCGCGCCACGCUCAUCAAGACAAUCAAUCUCUUGAUUGACACGCCCGACCCUGUCAACUGCACUCUCUAUUGGAAGGUCAACGCCGAAUAUGUCUCCAAUGUUGAGCCUCCCUCCCACUUCGUCAUCGCACUCUGUCUCGCCACGGAUUCGCUCGCCCUUGAGGGUCAAGCCCUUGAAUUCCAGAAGGAGUUCUAUGCCAAGAACGCCGAUGUGGCUCACCACUUGAAUGACUGGACUAUACAGGGCCUCAUCAAUCAUCACAACAAGAAAAUCCUCUCGGGAGACCUCGCUGGCAAUUAUGUCCCCAACGUUGACGGCACUCCUUGGAACCCAGAGGCCAUCGUUGUCAGUCACCCCGACCACAAGCGCUCCGCCUCUGCCAUUAAGGAUAUGGAGGCUGGCCCAUCGUCCAAGAGAGGUCACUUGGCCCAGGAGGCGUCCACGCCGAUCCCCUUCUUCGAGAACAAGGACACUCCCCGUCUCAACUUCCUCGCCAAGGCAGAAGAGGUCCCCAAGGACUUGCGCCCCAUCAUCCCUCUCAUGCCUGAAGCCCCUAGAAGCCCGUCCAUUGAAGGACCUUUGUGCCUUCCCCUUCUUCGCGAACGCCAAUCCUCGCCCGACAUCUUCGCCAACAUCAUCCCGGGUAUGAAAGUGGACGAGGAGCACCGCCUCGACAAUGGCUCUCUCUUCAACAACCCAGCCAGAGGACCCGUGGCGCCCAUGGCGGGUAUGAAAGAGGGUGACGAGCAUCUUGGCAACGGCUCUUUCUCCAAUAACCUAUUCCCUCUUGCGGACUAUCACAACCCAUUCAGCCCUGCUCGCGAGCCAUCCACCUUCCUCGCCAAUGACGACUACGGCAACGACAGCCUUGGCAACAACUAUGGCAUUGCCUCGGCUGGCUAUAACCCUGGCGGCUCUUCUGGCUUCUCCGACAGUCUGGGGGACUCCCUGCCUGUCGACCCGUCUGGCGACUCCUCCUACAACGACAACAACCCCAUCGCCUGGUCUGACGCCGCCCUUGAGGCUCCCAUGACCGUCUACAGUAUCCCCCCCGCUGCCAUUGCCGGCUCCAUUCCCGCGCCCCCGGUUGUCGCCCACGACUUCGAUGUCAAUGAGAGCGCUUCUCAGAACUCUGCUCUUGAAGCCUCUGUUGCUCAAGCCUCCGCUGAUGCUCCUAUCUCUCCCGCUGACAUCCCCAGCAAUGAGGUCGCUAACUCCUGGAUCGCAGCCGAGCAAGCCUCCGCCACGAGAAUCGCCCGCCUUGUCGCCCGCAUCGCCCAAAAGCACACCGAGGCCAAAGACAAGAUCAAGCGCGCCAACGCCCUCCGCAGCGAACACGCCGCGAUGGUCAAGCCCUUGCCCCUCAUAACCAACGGGCCCCGCGGCGCCUACGUCACCGCCACCGACGGCGACGCUCUUUGCGACUUCGUCAUGAAGGCCCACGACUACGAGGCCCGCGCGCAGAGGCAUAACGGCGAGGCGAUGCAGGACAUGUUCGAGGCUUCCCUUCUCGAGAAGGAGCGCUACGACGAGUGCGUUGAUGCUGGUAACAAGCGCGUUGAGCGUAUUCAGGCGCUGGUCUCCAAGAUUGCCGGGGUUGCUAGGGACGCGCAGGGCGUUAUGCUUGGUGCCCGCCCUGGCCAGGGACCUGAAAUGCCGGGUGCGGUGAAGGAUAUUGGAGAUGUCAUGGACAGAGUGGCGCAGCUUCAGCAGGCUGCGGACUUUCAGGUCCAGCAGGUGCAGAUGCUGAAGGGGGAGUUUCAGCAGUAUCGGGAGUAUCGGGAGUUUAUGCGGCAGUUGGAGUAG